This is a messenger RNA of Perognathus longimembris pacificus (Pacific pocket mouse), 1706 nucleotides long. RefSeq names its product activating transcription factor 5 (gene Atf5). Gene Ontology annotation, biological process: regulation of transcription by RNA polymerase II. Lineage: Eukaryota; Metazoa; Chordata; Mammalia; Rodentia; Heteromyidae. The record is from RefSeq and is a predicted model, not a curated record. Gene Ontology annotation, molecular function: RNA polymerase II transcription regulatory region sequence-specific DNA binding; DNA-binding transcription activator activity, RNA polymerase II-specific. Bases 255 to 1091 code for a protein of 278 amino acids. The transcript has 3 exons. Gene Ontology annotation, cellular component: nucleus.
CCCAGCCAUGGCUCUGUAGCCGCGACACCGUCGAUCCCCCUGACCCGUACCCGCGCUCACCGCGCCUGCGCUCUUCGCUCCCACCUUCUUUCUUCAGCCGAGGCCGCCACCGCCGCCGCCUCUCUUUUCGGCAGCCAUGGAGUCCUCCACUUUUGUCCUGGUGCCCAUUCUCGUCCAGCUGAGCAACCGCCAGAGCCACCUCCCAGUUGGUGCAUCCUGCAUUGCCAUCGGUGUCCAACGCCUGUGCCGCAGCCAUGUCACUCCUGGCAACCCUGGGGCUGGAGCUGGACAGGGCCCUGCUCCCAGCUAGCGGCCUGGGCUGGCUUGUAGACUAUGGGAAACUCCCCCUGGCCCCUGCCCCCCUGGCUCCCUAUGAGGUCCUUGGGGGAGCCCUGGAGGGCGGGCUUCCAGGGGGGGGAGAGCCCCUGGCAGGUGAUGGCUUCUCUGAUUGGAUGACUGAACGAGUUGACUUCACAGCUCUCCUCCCUCUGGAAGCCCCACUGCCUUCCAGUGCCCUCCCUCCCCCUUCCCCAGCCCCCCCUGAUCUGGAAGCCAUGGCAUCCUUGCUCAAAAAGGAGCUAGAACAGAUGGAAGACUUCUUCCUGGAUGCCCCUCUCCUCCCACCACCUUCUCCACCCCCACCCCUGCCAUCUGCACCUGCCCUCCCUCUGCCCCUCCCCACAUUUGACCUCCCCCAGCCCCCUGCCCUGGAUACCCUGGACCUGCUAGCCAUUUACUGCCGCAGUGAGGCCGGGCCAGGGGACAUGGGCUUGCCAUCCCUGCCAGGUCCCCAGGUGGCCCCUCCUCCUCCACCGCCACCAUCCUGUCGCUCAGCCCCUUACCCCAAUCCUGCUACCGCCCGUGGGGACCGCAAGCAGAAAAAGAGAGACCAGAACAAGUCAGCGGCUCUCAGGUACCGCCAGAGAAAGCGGGCAGAGGGCGAGGCCCUGGAGGGCGAGUGCCAGGGGCUGGAGGCAAGGAACCGAGAGCUGAGGGAGAGGGCGGAGUCGGUGGAGCGGGAGAUCCAGUAUGUCAAGGAUCUGCUCAUUGAGGUGUACAAGGCCCGCAGCCAGAGGACCCGGAACAGCUAGACAGGGCUGAGGGCCCAAUGACAUCCCCCUCUGUCUUUACCCUCCUCAUCCCCCCUCACCCAUUUCUAGAUUUUUUUCCCCCUUGUAGAUGUUUAACAUCUGCGCGCGCGCGCACACACACACACACACACACACACGUCCCAGGGAACUGUGGCCCUCAGGGUGGGAGCUAUGAGCUCUGGCUCCUCAGUUCCCUUGCUUUUUCUUAUGGGGCUGGGGAUGACCCCAGGGCAUGCAUGGUACAUGGCUCCUGUUGUUCCCUUCCCACUAAGGUUCUGAGAUUUCAAGUGAGUGGUUUCUUGCAAGUGGGGUGGAGGGGCCUCAGGGCCAAGUUAAAAGGGAAAUGAGAGCAGGAAGCUACCAUGAAAAAAGAAUACAGCUUGGAAGCAGGCCAGCUUUAGGAGGGAGGGAGCCAGUCCACAGGGCCAGUGGCCAUGCCAGCUAGUGGGGAAGAGUGGGGUGCUGUAGCUGGUGGCUGGGGAAUGAGGAUCAUUUUAGCUCAGGAGAAAAUCAGUGUUUGUGAAGGUGUUGGGAAGGGCUACAUAUAAGUGAAGAGGGUGCUGGUCCAGAGUAGGGGGGAGCUAGGAGAGAAAUAAAGUUCAGAAUUUCCUCUGA